AUGCCUCCUCAGUUUUCGUUUGGAUCGCUUCCUGCGGGCGUGAAAAAUGUCCAGCGUGAGGUUCAUGACGAAGGAGCUGCUAGCUCGGGCCAGAUUGUUACACCACGGAAUAAACUGGUUGGGCUAGUCAACUCGACUUCGUCGGCAGGGUCUUCUUUGUUGUCUUCGUCGUCUUCUUCAAAACGGCAGAAACUGUCUUCGUGGAGCUCCACUUAUAACAGGCUGUUAGGAGGGGUCGAGUCGGCUGAUUCAGGUCCUGAUUUAUUGUCAUCAGCAUCAGCAAGAAAGGACAGAGGCGUUUCGUCGCUUCGAACAAUGCCAGUUAUAUCGUCAGAUGAUGACGAAAGAAUGGAGGAUGAUUCAUUUGUGGCGUGGGAAGAUCUUUCGUCUUCUCCGUUAAGAAGUGGAUCCGGUGCUACGAGUAAUAGCCAUUCUGAGCUUCGAAGACAAAUGGACCGAUCUGUGUCGUCACCUCAUUUUAUUAGAUCUUCGAGACUGAAGCAGGAUGCUGUUACUACUCCUAUAGCUAGAAAAGAAAAGACGAGGGAUAAUAAGCAAGUUGAUUCGCGUAGAAAGGACGAGUCUAGUGGCAAUUCGUUACGGCCGGUUGUUCCUACUUCAACACCUGUGAAUAUGGAUCCUGCUAAGGAGUUAAUGGAGAGAUACCGAACUAAUUCGCCAACCUCGCCAAUUGCAACUUAUCCGUUUCAAACAGAUGUUGGUAGUGCUCAAAAGCGAAGCCGUCUGCUACGAAGGAUAGACUCGGAUGUGUUGCCAUUGGGGUCAGCAAGACUCAAUUCGAUGACUGGCGACGCUUUGAUUACGAAUGAUAAUAACGAGUCGAUGAACAAGGGUCUUAGAGCUGAUCUGAUGAGAGCUAAAAAUCCUCAGCAUAUCCAGCAGUUGUACUCACCUGGGUAUUUGAAGAGAAGUUUGUCAGUAAAGGGGCCGGGCUCUCUGAAGAAAGACCCUUCUCCUCAAUUAGCGGAAUCCGAGUCCAAUAAAAGUGACGAUUUACGAGCAAACUUGUUUCCUGUUACAACAGAACAGAAAAACGUUGUUCAACUAAUCUCGUUGGCUGACGACUUGUCUAGAGAGAGCUCUCCAUUUGUGUCUGAGCCGGUUGCAAAUGUCAACUCAAGACAGCAAUUGGAAUCGGCUAUUGAAAUUGAGACUAUUGGGCCAAUGUUGUUUUCUGACGACUCUGAUGACAUUGAUUUAGCCGAGAUAGAGACGUUGAAACACCAGCGUAUUCCACAACACAAGUCGGCAGGAUCCGAGAAGCAAAGUUUGGAUACAACACUACAAUCGGAUGACGAUGAUGAUAUCGAUUUUGCCGAGUUAGAGCGUUUAGAGGCUGUGACACGUACUAAACAACCACUGCCGCUAGUGGAAUCACGAGAAGAAACCCGACCUGUACAGAUAAACCUACCCCAUAAUCAUAAUUUGCUGUAUCCAGUUGCGUCGAAACCUCGUGAACCACCGACUAUAUUUAAAGACAUACUGCUAGAUAGCAGUGAUACAGAAGACACAGCAGAGAUCGAAACUUUGAUAAAGCAUAAGCCCGCUGUCAAAAAAGAAACCACAGGCUAUGAUUUCAAAAACGAAAAGCUCGUUCGUAGCAGGCAAUCAGAUGAAUCCCAGCCACAGUCACUGAAAAUAACUAUUUUGAAGCCUACUCUACAUCGAUAUUUAAUUACACAUGUUUCUCGGGCUGGUCUAGAGGCAGCAAAGUAUUCUGAUCGACAUACUAUUCUCACAGCAACCACUGACGACGGCACAUUUGUGUCUAUUGUGCUUAAAGGGUGUUGGUGUGAUUCGCCAGUGGAGCCGAAUGAUAUUGUUCAUAUCGUCGGCGAGUACAACAAGUCAUGUUCCAAAAUUGUAGUAGAUGAUGAUCGAAAUCUUCUCAUUUUACGACCAGACAUCCUGGUUUCUUGUACAAACGUAGCAGACUCGUUGUCGUGCAAACGUAAGGUUGUUCUACGAGAUAGAAUAAGAACACCAGCCGAUUCGUCUCGAUAUUUUAUUAUGGGCAACAUUACUCAUGAACUGUUUCAAAUAUGUCUAGCGGCAAACGACUUUUCGACUUCGUUUAUUACAGAGCAGAUGAAUUUAUUAGUAUUUGACAAGUAUUUGGAGGAACUGACUCUGGUUAAUAUGAAAGCAGAGGAAGCACUGUCAGAACUUAACGAGGUAGUCCCUAAGUUGAAGGAGUGGGCUAGAGUUUAUCUACGACCCACUCCUUCUGACAGCUCUACAGUAGAAACCCACCGUGGAGGCACAGGGGCAAAGUCGACGCGAUUAUCUGUCAGCAAAGUGAUCGAAAUCGAAGAAGAAAUCUGGUCGCCAAUGUUUGGAUUGAAAGGAAAAAUCGACGCCACUGUUGAGGCUACUGUCAAGCAAGAGCUUAGUAUUGGCAAAUUCCUUGUACCAUUAGAACUCAAGACAUCGAAAUCGUCUAAAUCUGUAUCGCAUCGUGCUCAGACUACUCUUUACAUGCUGUUACUGUCUGAUCGAUACAAUAUCGAAGUAUCUUGUGGGGUAUUGUACUAUUCCAGUAUGAGUGAAAUGAUACGGAUUCCGUCUAUUUGGGAUGAAGUAAAGAACCUGAUAUUUGCAAGAAACGAGCUCGUUCGAUAUAUGGACAAGAGUGCCGAGCUGCCUCCGGUCAUUAGAGACGAAAUUCAAUGUCGCAACUGUGCAAAGAACGACGUUUGUAUGGUGUAUCACAAGGCAAGCGAGUCAGGUACCCAAGAAUCUAGUGGUGUUAAUUUUUUCGACUCCUAUACCGAACACCUGACACCUCACCAAAUGGACUUUUUCAAUAAAUGGGAUGGCUUGCUGUAUAAAGAGCAUUCGGAUAUGAACCAUUAUUUGAAAGAGAUUUGGACAAUGACCAGCAGCGGACGAGAGAAGGUCGGUAGAUGUUAUGGAAAGAUGGUGAUCAGUGAACUUGCUGAAGAGAGGAAAAAUCGACGCAACGGCGGUCUCGAAUAUACUUAUAUUUUGGAACGGUAUAACAAGGGCGAAGACGGACCAAUACCUUUGAAUGAUUUGGCAAACGGUGAAAUGAUAGUUGUGUCUGACGAGUCAGGACAUGUAUGUCUUGCUAGAGGUACUUUGAGAUAUGCUAAUUCAAAACAUGUCAAGAUCGCAGUUGACAGGCGUCUCACAUCAUCCAUGAAAACAAUGCCGGGUUUCGAUGCAGUGAAGAAUCAGGUAUUCUACAGUAUGCUUGCUGGAACUGAGUAUGGAGAGAAAUCUACUUCGGCACAGCGACAGCAACCAAUUUUCCGCAUAGACCGAGAUGAGUUUGGACUGGGAAUGUCAAUGCUUCGCAACAAUAUUCUUCAGCUGUUUGUGGAAAAGGGAGAUCACAGAAGACGGAGUCUAGUAGUUGACUUAGAACCACCUCAAUUUGAGGCUACUGUUCCCGCUGGCUGUAAUCUCGAGAGCAUGAAUCUUAAUCCCGACCAGAAGAAUGCAGUGGAAAAAGUCAUCAAAGCCAAGGAUUAUGCUCUGAUUCUGGGUAUGCCGGGAACAGGGAAAACCACGACUAUUGCUGCGAUUGUGAAGAUGUUGGUUGACCAAGGCAAAACUGUUCUCAUUGCAUCACAUACACACAGUGCAGUUGACAACAUUCUCCUGAAGCUGCGAAAUAAAGGGUUUGACAUGCUUCGACUUGGUGGAGUAACAAAAGUACACCCUGAUAUUGUUCCAUAUGUUGUGGGGCAGGGAAAAAGGGCAACAAGUGAGCAGGAAAUUGAGGAGUAUUAUCUCAAGCCGCCCGUUGUUGGAAUCACAUGUCUGGGAAUCAACAACUGGCUGUGCUCCAAGCGACGCUUCGACUAUUGCAUCGUGGACGAAGCUUCACAAAUAACACUUCCAUCGUGUUUAGGACCGAUUCGACUGGCCGACAAGUUUGUGCUUGUUGGCGACCACUACCAAUUAUCGCCACUAGUUCGCAAUGUGGAAGCCCAAGAAGGCGGGCUUGACAUAAGUCUGUUCAAGUAUCUCUGUGAAAAUCAUCCGCAUGCGAUGGUCAAUCUCGAGCACCAGUACCGAAUGUGCUCUGAUAUCAUGGUUCUUUCCAACAAGCUCAUCUACGACGGGCGACUCAAAUGCGGAUCCGAUGAAGUGAAAAACCAGAAACUGACUAUCCCAAACAAGCAUGGCAUUGAUUCCUGGAGAAAGUCCAGUGAAGUUCAAAACAACUGGCUUGACCGAGUGCUAGACGAAAAGUAA
Molecule: messenger RNA, 4248 nt
Organism: Sugiyamaella lignohabitans
Lineage: Eukaryota; Fungi; Ascomycota; Dipodascomycetes; Dipodascales; Trichomonascaceae
Gene: DNA2
Product: bifunctional ATP-dependent DNA helicase/ssDNA endodeoxyribonuclease DNA2
Exons: 1
Coding region: 1-4248 (1415 amino acids)
Biological process (GO): replication fork reversal
Cellular component (GO): cytoplasm
Molecular function (GO): 5'-flap endonuclease activity; single-stranded DNA helicase activity
Source: RefSeq, a predicted model, not a curated record